Molecule: messenger RNA, 1677 nt
Organism: Guillardia theta CCMP2712
Lineage: Eukaryota; Cryptophyceae; Pyrenomonadales; Geminigeraceae
Exons: 1
Coding region: 1-1677 (558 amino acids)
Source: RefSeq, a predicted model, not a curated record
AUGGAUGACUUCUAUGCCUUGCUGGCUCGUUCAGCGGACGAGAACGGGACUGUGAAGAUAGAUGCUCUGAGGAAUGUGAUGCUGCAUGAGAAGCAAGAGCAGGACGGCAUCCAAAAGAGCUUGCAAACCUUGAAUCCGAAUCAAGCUGCAUCGAAACGCCCCAGGAAUGAAAGCAAGCGACCGCAAACAGCGUCGUCUCACAUAUCGAGGCAUGGGUCUCUCCUCCUGAAACUUGCUUCCGGGCCACGCCCAACGUCUGCUGUGCAAGGGAGGAAGAAGACAGAGCUUCAUUGCAACAUCAACAACCUCGCCGUACCGUUGAUUGUCCCUCCGAAACAAGAGCAGGCAAAGAUCGCAAGCGAGGACGCCAAGAUUGAUAGCAAGCCGGCAACGGGGCCCAGCAAACCCUCAGCAGUACAGACUGUACCGACAACAGUCCUGCUGUGCCGACCUCCCUCAAACCCGAAACCAGCGAUGCAUGUCUCCAAUGUGGCCUCCAGGACUCCCCGAGCUCCAAAUGAAGGAGAAGGAGGUCAGCAAGGACAGGAGCGCAGCUUCUUCCCUAGCAUGCCCAUGAGCGAUAAGGUGAUUCAUCAGCAGAGGAUGAGGAGGGAGUGGGCAGAGUCGUCAGGAGCCAACGGAGGCCUGAUGGUUGGGGGGAUCAGAUAUGGUUCUUCAAACCCACCGAAAGGCUCGCGGGGGGGGAGUACUCAUCAGAGCCCUGUCAUACAGAGCCCCAAGGAUUCGUUGCCGCCUCCUGUUUCUGAGAACUCUUCCUUGGACUCCUGCGGGUACAGCAAGGCGUCAGCUCGGGAGGAGCAGAGUCGAGAGCUGGAGAGCGUCAGUCCUGAAAGGACCCCGUCGGUGUCUCCGGUGGAGGUGAAGCACAGUGAGUGGGUAAUGGAGUCUCAUCAAGAGUUUUCCCGAGAUGAGCCCCUCCAUGACUCGUCCAGGUUGCUGGUAGCAGCCGUGAAGGCGAUCAGGGAGCGGGACGUUGCAAGGGCCCAGGUGGAGCAGCUUGAGGCGAAGGUGGCUUCGUUGCAGCAGCAGCUGUCGGAGGCAGAGCAGGUGAACUACCGGAAUCAGGUCUCUGUGAGCAUGCAGAAGCAAGACUUCAUCAGGCGAACGGAGUCGCUGAGCUCGGAGCUGUACGAUGCCAAGUCAAGCGUGUCGGAGCUGACGUGGAAGCUGAAUGUGGCGUAUCGUCAGAUGGAGUCGGAAGCAAGGUUCCCUCCAGGAGAGGAGAGGGCGCAGUACCGGCACUUCAUCAUGAAAUGGAUGUCGAGCAGAGAGAACGCUGCGUUCUCGUCCUGGAGCGAGCUGACCUACGAUCUGAUUCUGAUGAGGAGGUUUGUGAAGAGGCUUAUGAACAGGAAGCUUGCAAAAUGCUUCGACAACUUUGUGAUUGCGACGAGGUUCGUCCAAGAGUUCGACCUGAGGGAUCGAUUCAUCCGAGAGCACGAGGACAGGUCUAAUGAGCUGGAGCAAGAGUGGAGGAGGAUGGAGCGAGAGAGGGAGGAGCUUCGGAGGAGGAAGGAGAAAGCGGAUGAGGAAAUAAGCCUUAGGACGAAAGACGGGCGGAGUUUCGACCUGCCCGUCCUCCUUUCGGAAAUUCGAGUGUUGACGUUGGAAAAUCUCAACUUGAGGAAGAGGCUGGGGGGAUUGGAAGGUGAAUAA